This is a messenger RNA of Eucalyptus grandis, 471 nucleotides long. Its product is annotated as pentatricopeptide repeat-containing protein At1g59720, chloroplastic/mitochondrial-like. NCBI's taxonomy places the organism in Eukaryota, Viridiplantae, Streptophyta, Magnoliopsida, Myrtales, Myrtaceae. Gene Ontology annotation, molecular function: protein binding; RNA binding. The transcript is spliced from 2 exons. Gene Ontology annotation, biological process: RNA modification. The record is from RefSeq and is a predicted model, not a curated record. Bases 1 to 471 code for a protein of 156 amino acids.
AUGACCGACAACGAUCCGCAGACCCCCUUCCUCCAUAGCAAAAUCCUCUACUUCUCGUCCUCACGGAGCAUCGACUAUGCUUAUCAGGUGUUUCAACAAGUUGAGAAUCCGAAUGCGUUCAUGCGGAACGCUCUCAUAAGGGCCCGCGCGCAAAGCAGUGACCACAAGGAGGAGGCCAUCUCGUUGCUUCGGGGGAUGUUGGAAGAUGGAAGAAUUUUUCCGGAUAAGUACAUUUUCCCGUUUGCUCUCGAGGCAUGUGCAGACUUGUUCACUCUGUCCGAGAGGAGUGCAGUUUGGUGGAAUGCCUUGAUGGAUGCCUUGGUUCGGUUUGGUGAGUUCAUUGACGCGAUGGAAUUGUUCCAUGAGAUGCAGAAGAUUUUUGCGCCGGAUGGGUUUUUACACGGGGGGCAUUUGUGCAGGAGAGAUGAUGGCGUUGUCUUGGUUUAUGCACUUCACGUGGUUCUUAUGUAA